CGACAAGCGGCAGACAUUAUCUAUUUUUAAUCCGAUUAUAAUGAACAGUGUUUAUUAUAUUUAAAACAAAACAAAAAGAAUUUUCAUUGCUAACGACAGUAGGGUGGCGGAAAAAAGUGACCGUAUCGGGAACCAAUACGUAAGAUAUAUCCAUAAAGAACUCUCUUAAAUUUAAGCACAUGUACGUAUUUAUUUCAAGAGCAGGCCCUAAAUCCAUAAUCCAUUAUCGGUGAAUUUAAUUGAUGAUCCAUUUGGAAAUAACAAACCAAUUCAAUUUGAUGGCCAAACGGGGCGAACUUAAAAAAAUUCGAAUUCCUUUCAGCAUUUUUAAAAUUCAUGAUUUGUUUACAUUUCAUCGUUUUUUCGGGGGGCAUCGCUUUAAUAUCGGCACAGCGUGCUACCCUGCCAUGGCGUCCCGUCUUUCCCGUCCUUUCCGAGAGUGUAGCCAAAAAGAAAUUUCAAUAAUUUUCCACGCAGAGCGCAGAAAGCUCGACAGGUCAGUUUAGUUUCGAAAAAGUUUACACAAAGACGCUACAAGACCGCUCCUCCGUCGUACAACUGCCCAACAAAUAAUGAAAAUCAAUAGAUAAUGGAAAUCAUUUAAAAGUGCAAAUUAUUGGAAAAUAUUGAAAAGUGUGAUGGUGAUUUGAGGGCCGUUUCCGGAUAAACUGACUGCUAUAAAUCCAAUACUGAAUAGCGAUAUUUUACAAAGUCUAAAUGCAGUGCAUGGCCCAGUAUAAAAUGUUAAAAAUAAAUUGCAAUGAAUUUUACAAUUGUCGUGCUUCCGAGACGGGGAAAAUCAAGGGCAGCAGCGUCGGCGGCGUCGACGGCGACUUCUAAUUACGUCUGGCAGUGAGAUUUAAAAACUUGUACUGCACCACCAGAGAUAACCGAACACUAAAAAUAAUUGGCAAACAAGAUGCGACACAAAUAUUCGGCCAACAGCCACAGUCACAUCCAAAGCCAAAACCAAAAUCAAAAUCAAAUUCAAAAUCAACAGCCGCGGGCAUGUCAAAGGCCGCCGCCGCCCAGCAAUUCGAGUGACAGGGACAGUGAUUUUUGAAACUUGAUUUGAGAUACGAUUGUUUUUGGAAUCGGGAUUAGGGAUUCGGAAGUUGAGUGCGCACCUCGCCUGCUUCAUGUUUAACAACAGCCACCAGCACCAGGAUGAGUAUAUACGGGAAUACGCCUUCGAGCCGGAACUGCUGAUCAAUCGCGAGGACUAUCUGCGGAAGGAGCGCGCCCAGAAGCCCACCACCUCCACCGCAUCCACCUCCACUCCUGUCCGCCAGCGCUGGGACUCGGUCAUUGCCAAGCAGAAGGAGCAGAACCGCAGGCAGAGUAUUGACCCGCCCAGUGAUGACAAAAACCAAAUCGAGAUCGAAAUCGAGGCGUUCUAUUAUAUGUAUGGUCGUUAUACCAAAGAUCUAGGAGAAUUUGCCAAAGAUGAAGCCAGAAAGCUCAAAAUACUUGAAAAACGACGAAAACAGGAAGAUAAACAAAGGAAUAAGGAACUGCUAGGAAAGCAAUCCACCAGAGCGAAGCGGGUCUCGUCAUGGAUUUGGAAGCACACGGUAGCCCGACUGGGCGAGGACUGGGUCUUCCUGGCGCUCCUGGGCAUCAUAAUGGCCUUGCUGUCAUUCAUCAUGGACAAGGGCAUCUCCAUCUGUACAAACGCUCGUAUUUGGCUGUACCGCGAUCUGACGUCACAGCCGUUCGUUCAGUACAUUGCGUGGGUCUCCCUGCCGGUCUGUCUCAUAUUAUUUUCAGCCGGCUUUGUCCAUCUCAUCGCUCCACAAAGUAUAGGUUCCGGUAUACCCGAAAUGAAGACCAUACUGCGCGGCGUGCAGUUGAAAGAGUAUCUCACAUUUAAGACAUUAGUGGCCAAGGUAAUUGGUUUAACGGCAACUCUGGGCAGCGGUAUGCCAUUAGGAAAGGAAGGUCCUUUCGUACAUAUAGCAAGUAUUGUAGCACAAUUAUUAAGUAAACUUGUCACAUCAUUCCAAGGCAUAUAUGAGAAUGAGUCGCGAAACUCUGAAAUGUUGGCCGCAGCCUGUGCAGUGGGCGUGGGCGCCUGCUUUGCCGCCCCAGUGGGUGGUGUUCUUUUUAGUAUAGAGGUAACCACGACUUACUUUGCGGUAAGAAAUUAUUGGCGUGGAUUCUUUGCCGCAGUGUGUGGCGCCACAGUUUUCCGACUGUUGGCCGUGUGGUUUCAAAACGCCGACACCGUAAGGGCUCUUUUCCUCACGAACUUCACCACCGAAUUUCCAUUCGAUCCCCAGGAGCUUUUUGUGUUUGCUCUGAUUGGACUUGUGUGCGGUUUGGGUGGUGCCUCAUAUGUGUGGGUCCAUCGGAGAUAUGUCCUCUUCAUGCGCUCCAAUAAGCGGAUGAACAAGUUCCUACAAAAAAACCGCUUUUUAUACCCCGGAUUCCUAGCCCUGCUGGUCUCCAGCAUUUCAUUUCCUCUGGGCACGGGCCAGUUCCUGGCCGGAGAACUUAGCACUCACGAGCAGGUGACACAGCUCUUUAGUAAUUUUACGUGGUCUCGAGAUGAUCUGACCGUGGAGCAGGCUGCAGUGGUGACCCACUGGAUGACAGGAUACACCAGUGUCUUUGGAAAUCUAGUCAUUUAUACCCUUUUCACCUUUGUUUUCUCCAUUAUUGCCUCCACGAUACCCGUGCCUUCGGGGAUGUUUAUUCCGGUUUUCAAGAUUGGCGCCGGAUUUGGACGGCUGGUGGGAGAGUUCAUGGCUGUGACUUUUCCGCAUGGAGUCCGGUACGGUGGGCGGCUGUCCCCCAUUAUGCCUGGCGGCUAUGCCGUCGUUGGAGCGGCUGCCUUCUCCGGAUCCGUGACUCACACUGUAUCCGUGGCCGUGAUCAUCUUCGAGAUGACGGGGCAGAUCACUCACGUAGUUCCGGUGAUGAUUGCCGUGCUGGUAGCCAAUGCCGUGGCAGCCCUGUUGCAGCCGUCGAUCUACGACAGUAUUAUAUUGAUUAAGAAGCUUCCAUAUCUGCCGGAUCUUCUGCCCUCUAGCUCCGGGAUGUACAGCAUAUUUGUGGAGGACUUCAUGGUGCGGGAUGUGAAGUACAUUUGGAAGGGCAUCUGCUAUCAGAAGCUAAAGGAAAUUCUCAAGGCGAACAAAACGUUGAGGUCAUUGCCCUUGGUGGAUAGUCCGGAGAACAUGAUCCUACUGGGCUCUGUGCAAAGGUAUGAACUGAUAAAAAUGAUCGAAAAGCACAUUGGUCGCGAGAAGCGAAUGGAGGUGGCCCAAAAGUGGCAGAAGGAGGCCGAGGAGCGAGCCCUGGAGGAGGAGAAAAAGAAACAGGAGGUGGAAUUGAAGAUGAGACGUCCGUCACGCUUCGAGGUCCUUCCGGCCCCGGAUAUUCUGAGUCUACGGCAGAUCGCCAACGAUGAAAUGUUGCCGCCCAAAAAGAGGGCGGAGACUCUGCACAGUUCACUGGCGCCCAGAAAGUCGAUCCUGAAAAAGACCAACUCUUUUAACCUGAAGACCUACGGCCAACCCCUCGCUCACAGUCCGAGCAUCACGCCCUACACCACGAUUACCGGAAACUCCGAGUUUCGCAUCCGGUCAGCCUUUGAGGCUAUCUUUAAGAAGUCCACCACCCUCCAGGAUGUCCAGCCAGAUCCGGAAACGGGUUCCCUGUCUCCGGCAGCUAGUAACAACGAAGUGGGGGUUCAGCGAACUCCUAGCACUCCAGGUGUUUCCAAAAAGGUUCAGCUGCCCCGAGAGCGUGUAAUCGACAUGUCCCCAGAGGAUCAAAAGCAAUGGGAGCUCGAGGAAAUGUUGAAGCCCAUUGACCUGCAGAAGGCCAAUGUCCAUAUCGAUCCUUCACCGUUCCAGCUGGUGGAACGCACCUCAAUACUCAAAGUUCAUUCACUGUUCUCCAUGGUUGGCAUCAAUCAUGCCUAUGUCACCAAAAUUGGCAGACUUGUAGGCGUUGUGGGCCUGAAAGAAUUACGAAAGGCCAUUGAGGACAUAAACAGCAAUAAUUUUGUAGCCCCCACUCGCGAUGAAGAUGCGGAAGAUAAGCCCGCUGUGGAGAAACCUCUCCUUCCACCAAACACAAGUGAUAAGGCCGUAGACAUGACCGUCACGUCAAUGGACUCGGCGCUAUCCAACUCCGAAAACUGUUCGGACAUCGAAAUGGAGCACAUAAAGCACACGGAUACGGACGCAGUUACGCUCACCAUCCCGCCGCAGGACUCGAGCCAAAACCCACCGGCGGACACAACGACAGAAAAUGGAAAUCAUUGAGCUUGAAACGAGAUGGUCGCCUAUCAUAGUAGAUAAUACGAUGCGUAUACGUAAUAUGUUUGUAAAGAUCAACUAAAAACCUUACCAUAAGUUACGCCUUACACGAGUUAGUCAUCAAUGUUAUUAUGUAUUUAUAUCUCGUUAGUUUCUAAUGUCAAAGAUAUCGUGAUUUAUAUAUUAAGCUGAAAGAAAGUUAAGUCCCCAACGAAA
Molecule: messenger RNA, 4487 nt
Organism: Drosophila bipectinata
Lineage: Eukaryota; Metazoa; Arthropoda; Insecta; Diptera; Drosophilidae
Gene: ClC-a
Product: chloride channel protein 2
Biological process (GO): transmembrane transport; chloride transport
Cellular component (GO): plasma membrane
Molecular function (GO): voltage-gated chloride channel activity
Source: RefSeq, a predicted model, not a curated record